This is a messenger RNA of Xiphias gladius (swordfish), 884 nucleotides long. It is a transcript of the gene ilf2, whose product is annotated as interleukin enhancer binding factor 2. The annotation marks the transcript as partial. The record is from RefSeq and is a predicted model, not a curated record. The transcript has 8 exons. Lineage: Eukaryota; Metazoa; Chordata; Actinopteri; Istiophoriformes; Xiphiidae.
UGCUGUCCAUGCUGACCAAUGAGACGGGCUUUGAGAUCAGUUCAGCUGAUGCAACUGUCAAGAUUCUCAUCACCACUGUCCCGCCCAACCUGCGCAAGCUGGACCCUGAGCUGCACUUGGACAUCAAGGUACUGCAGAGUGCCCUCGCAGCCAUCCGUCACGCCCGCUGGUUUGAGGAGAACGCUUCUCAGUCAACGGUCAAAGUUCUGAUCCGCCUGCUGAAGGACCUGAGGCUGCGCUUCCCUGGUUUUGAACCCCUCACUCCCUGGAUCCUGGACUUGCUGGGCCACUCUGCAGUGAUGAAUAACCCAUCCAGGCAGCCCCUGUCCCUGAACGUGGCCUACAGGCGCUGCCUGCAGAUGCUGGCUGCUGGUCUCUUUCUACCUGGCUCUGUGGGCAUCACUGACCCCUGUGAGAGUGGAAACUUCAGAGUGCACACAGUCAUGACUCUGGAGCAGCAGGACACGGUGUGUUUCACAGCUCAGACACUGGUGAGGGUGCUCUCUCAUGGAGGUUACAGGAAGAUACUUGGCCUGGAGGGAGAUGCCAGCUACCUGGCAACAGAAAUGUCUACAUGGGACGGUGUGAUCGUCACCCCCUCAGAGAAGGCGUAUGAGAAACCUCCAGAGAGGAAGGAGGAGGAAGAUGAAGCUCUGGAGGAGGGAGGAGAUGGAGAGGACGAGAGCAUGGAGACCCAGGAGUGAUGAGUUCAGUGAAUGUUGGUAGUUAUUGAAGAAGUCCUUCCUGGACAGAAACACCAGCAGGAAUUGGACCACAUGAUAGCCACCGGAACCCUGAUGUGCUCAGAAGAAGGACUGGCCUCAGUUUUUAUCGUCAUGUUGUUACUUUCCCUGUGUUAACAGUAAAGCUUUUUUUUAAAUUUA